This is a messenger RNA of Mauremys mutica (yellowpond turtle), 1190 nucleotides long. Its product is annotated as killer cell lectin-like receptor subfamily B member 1B allele C. The transcript has 6 exons. The record is from RefSeq and is a predicted model, not a curated record. Lineage: Eukaryota; Metazoa; Chordata; Testudines; Geoemydidae. The coding region runs from base 26 to 850 and encodes 274 amino acids.
CUGACGUUGGACUGAUGUCAAUUUCAUGCACAUAGAGCAGCAGGCUGCCCCACGAACACAGCCAGGUGCUCUUAUCAGCUGCACCAUGGCAGGGGAAAUAGUCUACGCCGACCUGCACCUCGCCUCCGGCUUUCCCAGCUCCAGGAUGCCUCUUUCAGCUCAGCCCCUCAGUCCCCCGAAUCCCCGGUGGCAUCGGACAGCGCUGUGGGUCGGAUGGAUUGGGAAUAUUGUCCUGGUGAUUGCUGUGAUAGCGCUCGGGAUUUGGGUUUCCCACUUGGUGUCUGAGAAGGGACAGCCCCUGGCAGCCCCUGGGAGCGACGGAGCUGGGAGCAGAGAUACAGCGACACCCCCUGGGAGCGACGGAGCCGGGAGCAGAGACCCCAGCACAGCAGAAUGCAGCGCCCGCCUGGAGCGUUUCCGAUCCCAGCUCUGCCCCCCGGCCCCGCCCGGCCCAGCAGGGGGCUCUGGGUGCAAGCUCUGCCCCAUGGACUGGCAGCUGCGUGGGGACAAGUGCUACUGGGUCUCCAGAGGAGGUAAAAUGUGGAACGAGAGCCGCGCCGACUGCUCAGUGAGGGGCUCCCAGCUGCUGGUGAUCCGGGACCAGGAGGAGCUGGAGUCCCUAAAGGCCCUGACAGGAGGCACGUCUCAGUUCUGGGUCGGACUGUCCGUCCCCUCCCCGGAGAAGGCCUGGACCUGGCUGGACGGCUCCCGGCUGGAUCAGACCCAGUUCCCACAGUUAGGCCCAGCUGAGGGGAACAGCUGUGGGGCAGUGAAGGGGAAUCGGAUUCGUUCUGAUGCCUGCAGCUCUGCAUUUCAGUCCAUUUGCCAGAGAGACGCUGUCCCGCUCUGAACAGGAUAUGGAGGCGACCUCAGAGCGCGGCACCGUUAGCCCCAUGUUACACGUGGGGAAACCGAGCCACAGACACUGACCUGCCCAAGAUCACAGCGAGUUUGUGGCAAAGUAGAAAUGGAGCCCAGGGGGUCUGACUCCCAGCCCCCCUCCCUCUAAUGGACCAGCCCCUCCCCCUCUCCCAGGGCUGGGACUAAACCCCAGGAGUCCUGGCUCCCAGUCCUACCUCAGGUGAAAGAGUUUAAAGCUGGCCUGCACAACAUGCGGCCCGCGGAGCCUCACUGUGCAGCCCGCAGGGGGAUUCUAAAUCCCCCGCACACGGCACGCUGCGGGCAGCCCA